Molecule: messenger RNA, 912 nt
Organism: Photinus pyralis (common eastern firefly)
Lineage: Eukaryota; Metazoa; Arthropoda; Insecta; Coleoptera; Lampyridae
Product: zinc finger protein 385D-like
Exons: 3
Coding region: 94-513 (139 amino acids)
Molecular function (GO): nucleic acid binding; zinc ion binding
Source: RefSeq, a predicted model, not a curated record
UUUUUUGUAAUCGUAAUCGCGCGUCGCAUUAUUUUAAUGUCGUGUAAAAUGUGUACAUCUUUGACACUUGUAUUAAAAUAAAAUUGGGCUAAAAUGUCGACCGAAUUAGAAAUGUGUAUUGCAAAUCUGGGAGAAGCAAUCCCCACUAUUAACAAUAACUAUGUAACAGCAGAAAUUGAGGAAAAAACAAAAGAAUGGACAUACACAUGCGAUAUUUGUAAAAUUAAUACCACAAGCCACAAAGUUUUAUUACGACAUUAUGAAGGUAGAAAACAUAAAGUACGUGUCGAACGUGCAGGUAAAAUAUUUAAUUGUGAUCUUUGCCAAGUUAACGCUAACAGUCAAAAACAACUCGACAACCACUUAAAGAGCUCUCGUCACAAAUACCAACUAGAAAAAAAAGACCUAAUCGAAAAUUUGAAGCUGAACGGAAAUCGAGGGGUGUGGGUAAUCUUAUUUGGCAUUGGUUGUGUCUUUGUCAAUUUUCUUCUUAUUUUUAAACUUUGGUUGUAAAUUACGUGUGCGUCUAUUUGUGUUGGCCAUUUAGUUUUUAAGUCUAGGUUUAAGGUAUAGUUAUUAUUAUUUAUUUAUUAUUUUUUGUACGUUAAGAGCCCCAAAAUAUUUCGCUUGUUAAAUGUAAUUAACGAAAAUGUUCUUUACAACUUUUCAUCGAAAACAAUUUAAACCAUGUGAAAUAUUUUUGCCGUAUUUUCGUUUAUACUCUUAAAUAUUUCAUCAUGUGUCGAUGACUUAGGUCAUACAAAAACAUUUUGUUAUUGCACUUUUUCAUGCAUAUAAAAUAUUUUGUGGUUUCACUUGGUGUUUGUCGACAAUCAUGUAUUACCUAGAAUUAAAUUGUUAUGAUUAUCAUUAAUGAUACUUACUUGCACAACUUUAAUUUAAAGGCUGAAU